AUGGCAGCGGCCAUUGGUAAAUUAACGGCCAAUAUUAGCGGCCCUGGGGAGUGCAGAUGUCGGGUAUAUGCCAACGUCGUAAUGUCUGUCGUCUUGUAUGGGUCUCCUGUGUGGGCACAGGCAGUUGCGAGGGACCGUACCAUUCGACGCGACGCGGGUAGACUACAAAGGCAGCUGGCACUUAGAAUUAUAAGGGGUUAUAAGACUGUUUCCUAUGAGGCAUCACUGAUACUCGCGAGACUGGUCCCGUUUGAUCUGAUUGCUGAUCGUCUAAGGCGAUCCUACUUGAGGCGGCGAGCCUACUUCGAGCAAAAUGGCUUCAUCGCUCACAGGACGAUGGGCCUCAUUCGCGACGAGGAAACGGAGAGGUCUGUAGUUAGAUGGAAUGCGCGGCUCGAGGAGUUUCCUCGAAACACACCUGGGGCUGCUGUUCGGGGGGCUCUCGUAGGCAGACUGAGAAGGUGGAUGAGGAGGACCCAUGGUGUCCUUACUUUUAGGAUGACCCAGGUCAUUGUGGGUCACGGAUGCUUUGAGGACUAUCUAUACGGGAUUAGAAAGGCGGAGACUACAAUUUGUCAGCACUGUGCUAUUGACAAUGCCGUGCAUACCCUCCUUCACUGCCCUUCAUGGGCGGUGGAGAGAAGAAAUCUGUUCGUGGCUCUCGGUCUUGAUCUAGAUCUAGACCGAGAGUGUAACUUGGUGAUUGGGGCCAUCAUGGGUUCCUCCGAAGCCUGGACUGCAUUUGCGAAUUUUUGCGAGACAGUAGUUAGAAGAAAGGAAGAGGCGGAGGGGGAUCGGGAGAGGAAUCAGAGGGAGUUGAUACUUCCUCCUGUACCUUCUGUUCCUUCCCGAGUUUCACCUCUUCAUAGUGGAAAUUUAUCAUUGUAA
Acromyrmex echinatior (Panamanian leafcutter ant) is the source of this 888-nucleotide messenger RNA. RefSeq lists its product as uncharacterized. The record is from RefSeq and is a predicted model, not a curated record. NCBI's taxonomy places the organism in Eukaryota, Metazoa, Arthropoda, Insecta, Hymenoptera, Formicidae.